GAUUUGCGACUGCCUGCUUCAAUGUCUGUGAUGUCUAUUUUCAAUUAAUUUUCCACUACAGAAACUAAUUAUGUUAAGUUAUUCAAUCCGCAAAUAUUAAAGAUAGUGCACUAUUUUACUAAGCCUUGUGACAAAGAAAAAAUAAUCUACGUAAUAGACGUAAAGGGAACCACAAAAUAUUGAUUGUUGCCUAUCCAAUGAGAUGACAAAUAAUGUCAAGUGUGUUUUAAUUUAUCAAUAAAAACUUGCUGUUAAAGCUAAACGGUGACAAAAACAAACGGAAUGAAUUUGGAUAACUCUUCAAGAGAAAAUUCCGAAGCAUUAGAUUCCAUCGGUACAGUGAGCCCUCGGGAGAAGUGUCACGGCAUGAGGGAGAAAAAGUUAUCGACGGCGUCACUCACGAACACCGAGGGGGCGCGGCCGAAGGUGGUAACUGUGAAGCAUCCCGAGUCCAACAAGCCCAAGCCCACUGCCAAGAAGAACAAGCCCAUACAAGCCGAUCUCGAUGUUAUCAAAGAGUUCGUGCGAUGCCGAGAAGAGGGGGUGCGCAGACUCGAUCUCAGUAAGUCCUCUAUCACAUCUCUGCCUCCAAAUGUCCGCGACCUGACUCACCUGGUCGAGUUUUAUUUAUAUGGAAAUAAGCUGGUGGCCUUACCAGCAGAGUUUGGAUGUUUAACUAACCUUCAAACAUUAGCAUUAAACGAGAACUCCCUGACCAGCCUUCCAGAUUCCCUCGCUAAUUUACGAUGUUUGAAGGUUUUAGACUUACGUCACAACAAACUCAGUGACAUACCUGAAGUUGUGUAUAAACUUACUUCACUUACUACAUUGUUCUUACGUUUCAACAGAAUCAGAGUGGUUUGUGAUGGCAUAGCCAACCUAACAAAUCUUACUAUGUUGAGUUUAAGAGAAAAUAAAAUUAAGGAGCUAAGUUCCGGUGUUGGAAAACUUGUUAAUCUGGUCACCUUUGAUGUGUCCCACAAUCACCUGGAGCACCUGCCCCAGGAAAUUGGGAAUUGUGUAAACUUGUCCACUCUAGACCUACAGCACAAUGAUCUCCUAGAUAUACCUGAAACUAUUGGGAACCUCCAGUCACUGACACGUUUGGGCUUGCGUUACAAUAGAUUGACGGCCAUACCGUCCACUCUAAGCAAUUGCAAACAUAUGGAUGAAUUUAAUGUAGAAGGUAAUUCCAUAUCUCAACUCCCUGAAGGUCUCCUUUCCUGCCUCAAUGAACUCACCAGUAUCACUCUGUCCCGUAACUCUUUCGCUAGUUACCCUGCCGGAGGACCCGCACAAUUCACUAAUGCUUUCUCUAUUAACUUGGAACACAAUCAAAUUGAUAAAAUCCCGUAUGGUAUAUUCACAAGGGCUAAGAAUUUAACAAAGCUUAAUAUGAAAGAAAAUUUAUUGACCUCUUUGCCACUGGAUGUUGGUACCUGGGCCAACAUGGUGGAGCUGAACCUGGGCACUAAUCAGUUAACAAAGUUACCUGAUGACAUACAAUGUCUUCAGAACUUGGAAGUGCUUAUACUCUCUAAUAAUUUGCUAAAAAGAAUCCCCCCUAGUAUUGGAAGUCUUAGAAAAUUACGGGUUUUAGAUUUGGAGGAGAAUAAACUUGAAGUGUUGCCAAAUGAAAUAGGAUUCCUCCAGGAUUUGCAAAAAUUAAUAGUACAGUCUAAUCAAUUGACAACCCUGCCUCGCUCACUUGGGCAUUUGACUAACCUGACGUCACUGAGUGUGGGGGAGAAUAAUUUACAGUAUUUACCAGAAGAAAUUGGCACUCUUGAGAACCUAGAGUCGCUAUAUUUAAAUGACAAUCCCAAUUUAUGCAAUCUGCCAUUUGAGCUGGCUUUAUGUGUUAGUCUACAAAUCAUGAGUAUUGAGAACUGUCCAUUAACUGCCUUGCCCCCUGAGGUGGUGUCCUCUGGCCCGUCCCUUGUCAUCCAGUAUUUGAAGUCCCAGGGUCCAUAUAGGGCGAUGUGAUAUCAAGAUGAUUGUUUACCAGCCAGUGAGGGCACUUAAGCUUCACUUGUAUGUGAGGGGUAAACUUUCAGGCAAGUUCCAAGUAAAAAUGUAUACUCAAUAUCCUUUUUAUGAUUUGAAAAACAUGUUUUAUUGUAAUAAAAUAGCAAGAUUAUAUGUAGUAUUAACUGUUAGGAAUUUUCUAAUAACAAUAGGUAGAAGGAAAUCAAAUUUUAUAUAAUUUCCUUGAUUAAAUAAUUCCAAUAUAAACUUACCUAUUUAUGUAUGACUAAAUUGUUUCGAGCUUCCUUGAUAAUAACAAAUAGUUAUGUUAAGCAUUAGAUCUUCCCAAGGUACUGUUUAUUAUUUUAAUAAGUGUACUAAAGAUACAGUUAUACCUUUUUAAAUGAUGUUGAUCAAUGUAUAGAUAUUGUAAUUUUUGUUUAUAUGAUAAUUUUAAAAUGUUAUUUGUCUUAGCAAACAUUAAAAUAAAAUAUGUAUACUAUGUAAUGUAAUUUAUGUAAUUGCAAAUGAAUUUUUUUGUUACAUAUUAUCAUUAUGUAAGCACAAUUAUUAGUUUCAAUCAAUUUAUUGUAUAAGCAAAUGUCAAAAUAAUGAUUAUCAAUUUAUCAUGCUGCAUACACAUAAAAAUAAUCUUAUCUUUUUCUACAGGGCUAAACACUUUUUGUGUACUUAUAUGAAGUUUUAUAGUACUUCAACAUCAAAUCAUGAAUCAUGAUGUCAGCAUCUGCAGCUUGUGAAAGUAUGUUAAUAAUGUGAUGAGUCAUGCAUAAUUGUGAAGUUCUUAUUGAUCUUCCCUUAGUAAUAUGUUGUAACCAGCCGGAUCUCAACGCUUUGUCAUGUGUAGAAUAAGUUUGUGAAGAUCAUUUUGUUUACUGAUAGAAGUACGAAGUACAUAUUAAGUGUCAUAGUAGAACUUGCUCAUGUUUGUAUAGCUGUCUUUAAUGUUAUUUCGAUAGUACUGUCUAUAUUUAACAAGCAUUUGAAUAUUUUAAAUUAGUUUAAUAUCCCUUGGUAUGAUGGUAGAUAGCAGGAAAUGAGCUUAAAUUAUGAACCCAUGUCACUCAUGCCCCUCCUUCUCAUUUUCAUUCCCAACUCCUCAGCUUAUGGCCCGAUUCACGCUUCUGAUACUAGGUACUUUUCAUUUCUCCAGAUUAUACUAAGAUAGUUGAGGUAUUUAUUGAUUUUUUGUCACAAUUUAUUUGUUGUGAUGUUGUGUAAGUACUAUCAUAAAUGUUGAUAGGUGUGCUGUCCUAUUUUAUUGCAUUUAUUUUCGUAUUCAUUAAAAUAAAUAGUAUACUACAUUAAUAUUAGAUGUGUAUAUCACAUUUUGUUAAUAAUAAACGUGUAAUUCAUAUAAUUUGUGUAGUUGUUGGAUGGGAUAUGUUCUAUUCUCACAUCACAAUGUUUUAUUUGCUAAUAAUCUUUACCGGCUUUACUGGCUCUCAUGUCCAGAGCGUGAAUGCGCACAUGUUAUGGUAAGACUUGUAAAAUAAACUAUAGUUGUGCAUAUGGUCACAUUUUGCUUUAAUUUCAAAAAUUUACUAUGUUAGAUAUGAUAUAAAUUUUAUACUAGUCAUUGAGUUUUUGGUCUAUAAAAAAUAAAAAAAAUAUUUUACUACUACUUCUCUGUAGACUAUAAUGGUCAUACAUAAUCAUAAGUAAUGAUACGAAAGGGCAUGUUUGUGGUACUGUAUACUUGCUGCAGAAGAAAGUACCAUCAGCACAAUUUUUUCUCUAGAAGUCUGAGCAUUUUAGGUACCUUAUUCCAUUGCAAUAGGGUUGAAACUGUUAUGUCGCCGAUCGUACUGUUGUAGGUACUAGGAGUGUUUAAUUUAAGCCAGUCAAAUUUUGAAUCUUAGGAGAUCAAAUGGGAGGCAUAUUACCCUAACGCUA
Cydia fagiglandana is the source of this 3882-nucleotide messenger RNA. RefSeq names its product leucine-rich repeat protein soc-2 homolog (gene Sur-8). NCBI's taxonomy places the organism in Eukaryota, Metazoa, Arthropoda, Insecta, Lepidoptera, Tortricidae. The coding region runs from base 283 to 1986 and encodes 567 amino acids. The transcript has a single exon. The record is from RefSeq and is a predicted model, not a curated record. Gene Ontology annotation, molecular function: protein binding.